UCCUCACACCUUCCUCCACAGCCUUCUCUCUCUCUCUCUCUCUCUCUAUUCUUUCUCUCUCUAAAUUUUCACAGGUUUCUUUUUCUGCGAUAUGCCACAAGUUGAUUUGGAAACACUAGUUUCGGCGUGCGCUGGUGGCUCAAUGGAUCGGAAAAUCGCCUGCGAGACGCAGGCCGACGCCACCACCGCCGGACACGGCCGGCCGGAGGAUGACGUCGAGGAACAGGAGGUUCCGCCGGAUUUCCCGCCGGAAUCCUUCUGGCUCUCGAAAGACGCAGAGUACGACUGGUUCGACCGCAACGCCUUCUACGAGCGCAAAGACUCCACCAAAGGAAACUCCAACGCUAAUAACUUGAAUUCGAAUCAAAAUUCGCACUCGAAUUCAAACUCGCAGCGGUUUUCGAUGAACUUGAAGUCGAAGGCGGCGAUCAUCGGGCUUCCCAAGCCGCAGAAGCACAACUACACCGACACGAAGAAUCGGCGGCACUGCAAGGCCGGAAACACGAGGCUGUUUCCGAAACGGUCCGGAUCCGUCGGAAAAUCGGACGCUCCGAUGAUCGAGCCGUCGUCUCCGAAGGUCUCGUGUAUGGGGAGGGUGAGAUCGAAGAGGGAUCGGAAGAAGCGUCGGGUCAGGAAUCGGCACAGACAGUCGGCCGAGACGUCCAUAGAAAAGUCCGUUAAACCGGUUUCCGAGAGACGAAAACUCGGUUUCUUCGCGAGUUUUCGGGCGAUUUUUCGUCACGGCGGACACCGGGACAAAUCGGCGAAAACGCCGUUCGUGGACGACUUGCCUCCGAGAAACAGCAGCGUGAAGUCGACGAGAGCGCGCGACAGAGCGGCAGCGGACGAUGUCGACUCGCUUCCAAGACACAGCGUGGAGAGCGAACCGCCCGGUUUGGGUGGCAUGAAGCGGUUCGUUUCGGGUCGGAGGUCCGGGUCGUGGGUGGGCGAUGGCGGUAUCGACGUUGCGUAGUUGGUGGGCGUCUCGGAAAACUGAGAGGGAUACAGUCACGAGGAAGCAGCAGGUGGGUUGCGGGCGUGAUUGGUUGUCUGAGUGGGACCCGCUUCAUCCUGUUUAAAUCGUGGUUGGGAUGACGUGGCACGUUGAAUAACGGUUUCCCUCCAUACCCGGGUUAGAGGAACGUAAUUUAAACGCGGGUUUAUAAGUAAGAGCACAUGCACACAUUUUUUGUACUCAUGUCAAUGUGGUUACGUACACAUCAACUUGCUUUCGGUGAGUUAGGCGCUUUUGCUACGGCUAAUUAUUGUGAUAAUUAAUUGAUUAUAUAUAUAUUUUUAUUGAUAAUUUAACAGAUUAGGAUUCUUGGAAAAAUCCAAGCAUUGACCACAUGUGAAUUGAGGAGGGUAGGAACUUUAGUGGAUGGCGGAAAAGGAGUUUUGGCCUACCACACUAUAACUUGUGUUGUCUUACCUACUUUUUCGAUUUUGGUACUCUUUCUUUUCAAAAUAAUACAGGUAGAUGAUUGGGGGUCAGUCUAAUGGCGGGAGAAGGGUAUUCCCUUUAGAAGGUAAAAAAUAGGGAAGUGGAACCUACAAGUACCAUUUAAUCAAACAUUGUACUAAUGUCAUCUAAUCAUCAUCAAAUGAAGGGAAGCAUCAUAAGAAAUUCAAGAAAACUUUUGCUUCGUUUGAGCAUUGUGUCGAACACUUAUAGAGAUGGGUAAACGGUUAAAGUUGCAUAAAAAAA
This is a messenger RNA of Malus domestica (apple), 1708 nucleotides long. RefSeq lists its product as uncharacterized. Lineage: Eukaryota; Viridiplantae; Streptophyta; Magnoliopsida; Rosales; Rosaceae. The record is from RefSeq and is a predicted model, not a curated record.